AUGGCGUCCAGAGUUUUGUUUGAAUGCCAGUUUCCUGAAAUUACGAAGAAUUCAAAAAAUCAUUCGCCAAGAAAGCGCCAAAAGAUAGACAACCAUCCUGUAGAUUCUCUUCAUGGGCUUUGGGUUGCGUACUGGGGCAUUUCUCCGCCUAUCCGCGAAGGUGAGCAUACGCUGAUGCUUGAAUCGGGAAUCAAAACUGAAAAAGACUCAAAACCGCCGCCAAAGAAAAUGGCAUCGUGGCAGACUUUUGAUCAAAAUCUCGAAGGGUUACCUCCAUUUGGCGUUUCGCAGGAACCGCAUGUCUGCUUCAACCUUUCGUGGACCGAGGCGAUCAGUCACUUGCGCAGCGAUCUGAAGCGUUCUUUCCUCCCUUCCGCUUGUAAAGACGCAACUCGAGUUCAUUACCAGCUCUAUUAUAUGUCGAAAUCUCGCGUCUGUACCCAAACGUAUGACCAGCCCCUGUGCCAAUUCUGCGAAAUCAAGCCAGAUCCAGUCGAUGCUAGCCGUUACGGAAAACCAGUAACGCGUACUAGAGUGUUUAAAUCCGUCAAGGAUCUCAUGUGCCACUUGAAAAAUUGUCACGAUAAAUUUGUGUUCCGAUCGCCGGAAGAACGAGCCAUCAAAGAAGGGCAAGAGCUCGAAACUGUCUUCAUCGAGGUCUAUCCGAAUCCGAAAUAUGUGCGGAGCUACCUCGGGAACUCGAAAAACACUCUUGAGUCGCUUCGAAAAGGCGAAACGAAGGUGCUUGUCUGGCGCGGUGUUCACGUGGAUCCAGACGAAACGUACAACAAGGAAUACGAAUUCACAGACUGCUCGUUGACUUCUUUUGGACAUACCAGACUUUACUUUCACACAAGCUACAACUUGCCGAUAAGGGCGUGCGAAUUCGAGUACGAUAGUGAGGACGAUCAGUCGCACGAGUUCAACUGGGUUCGCUCUCACAUGGUCAAGCAAAUUGAUGAAUUUACAGAUGUCAACGAGGAUGAGAAAUUGAUCAUGAAGCUUUGGAAUCAUCAACUGAUGGUUACUCGUGUAUUGUCCCAGCAACAACUUCUUGAAGCAUGCAGAACUAUAUCCAGAAAGUAUGGAAAAUUCAUCUACAAAAGAAAUGUCCGACGCAAUUGGUUGCUUCAUCUCCUUAACUUGGUCGACCACUGUCUCUUAAAAGCUUCGGAAGUCCCGAAAAUAAUGGUCUUGAUGGAUGAAUGUGUAAAAGACGAAUCAAUUCCAUACGAAGAACCUGAUAUUACUGGAGAUAAAGCACAUGAGGAAAAUCUGAAGAAAAUCAUAGAAGACUCGGCCAAAAGAAACUGUCAUUUCUCAAAGAAAACAGAUGCAUAA
Messenger RNA from Oikopleura dioica, 1341 nucleotides. The record is from the annotation of a GenBank genome assembly. NCBI's taxonomy places the organism in Eukaryota, Metazoa, Chordata, Appendicularia, Copelata, Oikopleuridae.